AAUACGCCAUAUUGAAUCCCUGUAGGAUUCGGCUUAGGUUUUAUUCACUUAGCGGUGCACGGGAGGCACUUUUUAAUGCACUGAUUUUAUCUUAGUACGUCGCUUUCCGCUCUCCCCGGAAAGCACGGCGGCGUUGGAAAGGUCCAGAAGCGGCACCGAACCAGGACGGCUCCUCUGCUCGUAGUUGGAGACUUGUUGGGGGGUUAUCGGAGAGAUAAGUUGAAUGGAUCCGAGGGUAGCCUGGAUUCAGCCCGAACAGAAGGGACCUGCGAACGCGAUAUGGAUGCACGUCUGGGAGACCUCUCAGGGAGUUCGGAUACCCUCGUCCCAGCAGCGGAACCUCCUCAACCAGAGCCAACGUCAAUGCUCAAAUCACGCCGCGCUUGAUGUUUCAAAAAAUGUAGUGACCGCGGUCGCGACGAGCAAGAGCGGCCAUAGCAUCACGAACGGAAGCGCCAUCUCCUCGCUCGGGGGAACGCUACCUAACCCACACGGUUCGGCGCAGGCGGCCGAGAAACCUCUUCUUCGGAAGACGACAUUCGUGUCUUCCUCACGGGAUUCCACGAUAGACGGCACCGCUCUGAGUUGCCCUCCGGGGGGGACUGUGACUGGGAAUGUAACGGGCAAUGAAAACACAGAGGCUGCCUCACUACUCUAUAACUUGAGAGACAGUAUGGAGAAUAAUCUCAACCUUCACCACCAUCACCAACACCCCCAUCAUCGCCGUCACCCGCAGGAGCAGCCGCUUUCCAAUUUUCAGCAGAUAUAUGCGGUCCACUCAGCCGUCCCUUCUAUUCACAGAUACAGUCACCACCCGGGCCGGAGAAAAAGUGACAAUAAGGCGAGCACAUAUGGAAUCAAUUACUUGAAUUCUAACUACAACUCUGUGAGCACUUGGACGCCCUGGAAGAUGAGGAAGUACCACCACGGUGUCAUCGGACUCCACAGAGAGGUGAUAGAUUUCUACAACUUCAUGUCUCCCCGGCCAGAAGAAGCAGCAAUGAGGAAGGAGGUUGUGAGCCGAAUAGAGGGGAUCAUUAAGGAACUGUGGCCCUCGGCUGAUGUUCAGAUAUUUGGCAGCUUCAGUACUGGAUUGUACCUCCCAACCAGUGACAUUGACCUCGUGGUGUUUGGGAAGUGGGAGCGCCCCCCUCUGCCAGAUCUGGAACAAGCACUUCUCAAGCAUAAAGUGGCGGAACCCUUCUCCAUCAAAGUGCUGGACAAAGCUACAGUGCCAAUCAUCAAACUAACAGACCAGGAGACAGAGGUGAAGGUGGACAUCAGUUUCAACGUUGAAACUGGGGUCAAGGCUGCAUGUCUAAUAAAAGAUUAUGUCAAGAAGUACCCGGUGCUGCCCUACCUGAUCUUUGUGCUGAAGCAGUUUCUGCUGCAAAGGGAUCUCAAUGAAGUCUUCACUGGAGGAAUCAGUUCAUACAGCCUCAUCCUCAUGGUCAUCAGCUUCCUACAGCUCCAUCCACGCAUUGAUGCUACCAACCCUAAUGAGAACCUUGGCGUCCUGCUGAUCGAGUUCUUUGAACUGUAUGGUCGUCACUUUAACUACUUGAAAACCGGGAUCCGCAUCAAGGAAGGCGGAGCAUAUGUGGCCAAAGAGGAGAUCAUGAAGACCAUGACCAACGGUUACAGGCCAUCAUCGCUGUGCAUAGAGGAUCCACUCAUCCCAGGGAAUGACGUUGGCCGGGGGUCUUAUGGUGCCAUGCACGUCAAGCAGGUGUUCGACUAUGCUUAUAUCAUCCUGAGUCAAGCCGUCUCUCCACUGGCACGCUUGUACCCCAACAAAGACUGUGAAAGCACCCUCAGCAGGAUCAUUCGACUGACCCAGCAAGUGAUCGACUACCGGGAGUGGAUCAUCAGAAAGUGGGGGUUCAGGGAUCAGGGGCCAACGGAUAACAGAGUUGCACUUUCCGCUGAGCGAGUCCUGGCUCUGAAACACAGCUGUGAGUUUGAUAACGGCGUCACAUCAGAGGAGCAGCAGAGGGAUUCUGCGUCACCCCACAGUGCUGACUCACCCAUGUCCAUCGCUAGUCCUCAGCAGCACUCCUCUGCCUCCUCUGUCUCUUCACUGUCUGGAUCUGACAAUGACUCUGACACCGCGCUGCCGUGUCCAGUACCUCCCGCAGCUCUCCCUCCGUACCCGCCUUUCCCACACCUGGGCAUGACUCUGCCACCGAGACUCAACGUGGGUUCAGGAAAGCCUGGGAUGGGACACCAUAUGGUUCUGCCCCCUGGCUCUCAGACUCGUGUCUCACUGCCCAGUGCCUUCACAGUGCACUCCAUACCUGGCAGACAGGUGUGUAUGAACACCAGGCUCCCUCCCUUCUACCCCAUGCACCCCCAUGCCCAAGCUCACAUACCACCCCCAUCCAGCCCUGAGCCUCCACUCAGUCCCCAAAGCUGUCAUAACAACCAGAACGCAGCCAAGUUCAUCGUCAAGAGCUUCCACAACCCUCCUAUGGUCAACAUUCCCAUGGUGGCCAACCGCUCACAAACUCACACUUACCCUCAGCAUCACCGAAACACGUGGCGACACCGGAAGAGGGAGGCCCUGCCAGUCAGUCUCAUCAGAUAAAACCCACUCUACCAUGGAGCUGUGAAUCCUGGACCAGCAGACUGGAGGACUCGGAGACGAUGAAGAUGGAGUUCCUUCCUCCUCCUCCUCGCAUUGCUUUUCAGCUUCUGCAUGACUUUGGUUCACCCUUGGUAUUAUUUCAAGUCCGACCUCCUAUUUUGUUUCACUUUGGUGCUUGACCUCAUCUUGACCUUCACAGCCAAGCUGCCUGGGGUUAACUUAAUGUCACACUUUAUUAUUAUUAUUUUUUAAAUUGUGCAAUAUUUUUCUUCAUCUCCUUUUUUGUCAGUAAGUGGUUUAAUUUAAUUGCGUGUGAUGUGGUUGUUUUUCUUGUAGAAUUUUUCAUUUACCAAAACUUGCACCCCCUUCUUAAGCAGGAGUUUGUGUUCAUCCAGGAUUGUGUGCCUCCCAGACGUGUGUGUGCGCGCGCCUUAAAGCCCCUCUUUGUCUUGGUAGUAAGGAAGAAGGUGUAGUGCUCUGAUGGGUGUUCAGUUUUGUGUAUUUGCCUUGCGGUGGUCUAAAGAGGUAGGGAAACUGAUGAAAAUAGUCUCCUCAGAAUAAGUACAUUCUUUAGCAGUAUUGUGCACCAAUCGGACGCUGCCAGAACGCAAGGAACAGCACGUUUUUGGUCCUGCAAACUAAUGAAGCCAAAUGUUUGUCAUCUACUGAGCGAGAGAAGGGAUGAAGAGGAAAGAGGUUUCCCCACAUCCAUGGCCCUUUUCAAAGGGAGUUUUACUUUGAUUCCAUUCAGGAAUCUUGUGUAUAUUUAUUACCUGGUACUUGUGCCAUUUGUUUGCCUUUCGUUGCCCCAUUGUGUUUACUCUUCAGUGUGCUGGUUGUAUGACCACAAACCUCUGGAAGUUUGUGACUCGGACACAACACACACUGGUGUUUAUGACUAUGCAAGUGGAUUCGUCUGUUUUCGUGUUGCUCUGGGAAUUGACCCGCCAUACUUAUUGAUGAGAUUGACACAUUGUUUCCCGUGUGACCUACAAUCUUACCAGCUCUUUUGUGUUUUAAUUGUCAUUGAAAUUGGACAUUUGGCAUUUCUAGCAGGGAGCGUCUUGCCUUCUGCUACAAAUGUGCGGUAUCAUUUCACUUAUAAUUUAUUUUCUUUACUUCCCUCAGUCUGAUAUUUUGGAGUAAAACUGGGCAACUCUGAUCCAAACUCUACUCUUCUUCCCUAUGAUUCAUCCAAAUAUGUACUCUACUGGUGUCUGCCACUGAGCCUCUGACACCAGUGUUUUUCAAAUCUAAUCGACCAAACACAUUUCUGAUUGAGAGAUAUGUUACACGAGCUUAGGUGAGAGUUGCCCACAUCGUCAAGAGUGAAUUGCAGUUAUGUCUAAGGUCUGUGUGGAUGGACUUGCCUGUGCUGUAACGUCCACUGUUGCGUCUCACCUUCCUGGUUUUAAACAACGGAGGAACUAGUUGGAGGGAAGCUACAUAGAGAGUCCUGGGACUGCUGUGUGUUCCAUGUUGGUGCAAUGUGACCUGCUGCUGAAAUACAGCGAAAGAUUUUUAAACUUGCAGCUGCUGUUAAGAGUACAGUAGUAAAUCCCCCCCCUCUCCUCAAUCCCCCUCCUGGUCACUAUGCAGGGGUCACUAGGAAACCUUUGCCCAGCUUUUUAUUUUUUCAACAUUUUAAUGUAAAUAUAUUUUUUCUAUUUUAUUUUUAAAUAAACGUUCCAA
Messenger RNA from Synchiropus splendidus (mandarinfish), 4279 nucleotides. RefSeq names its product terminal nucleotidyltransferase 4A (gene tent4a). Gene Ontology annotation, molecular function: poly(A) RNA polymerase activity; mRNA binding. Gene Ontology annotation, biological process: RNA 3'-end processing. The transcript is spliced from 13 exons. The record is from RefSeq and is a predicted model, not a curated record. Gene Ontology annotation, cellular component: TRAMP complex; nucleolus. The coding region runs from base 224 to 2587 and encodes 787 amino acids. Lineage: Eukaryota; Metazoa; Chordata; Actinopteri; Syngnathiformes; Callionymidae.